AUGACAUUGCCUCAUUCACCCAUCACUUGUGAAUAUAUGCUUUCUGUAGCUGUCAUUCCUCAGAAAAUGAGUUUGAGCCACAGGGAGAACAUGCCUUCUCAAGGAGCACAGAGGUCAUCCUGGAAGCUGUGGCUCUGCUCAAUGGGAGCUAUACUGCUAUUCCUCGGCUCCUUCAGUAUGCUAAUCUUUACUUUUCUCCCACUUAAGGUUGCUAAGGAACCCUGUGUAGCUAAGUUUGGACCUUUACCCUCAAAAUGGCAAAUUGUAUCUCCUGAUCCUCCCUGUGUGAAUGAAACAUCUGACUGGAAGCUGAAGAUACUUCAGAAGGGCUUAUAUUUAAUUUACGGCCAAGUGGCUCCCAAUGUAACCUAUAAAGGACCGGCUCCUUUUGAGGUGCAGCUACGUAGAAACAAUGACAUCAUACAAACUCUAACAAACAACUCUAAAAUCCAAAAUGUAGGUGGGACUUACGAACUGUUCACUGGAGAUAUAAUAGAAUUGUUAUUCAACUGGGAACAUCAGGUUCUAAAAAAUAAUACAUACUGGGGGAUCAUUUUAUUGGCAAAUCCCCAGUUCCUCUCUUAGAGUCUUGAUUUGGUCGCACACUCUUCAGCACAUCCAGAGAUAUGAGUGUGUGGGUUGAAGGGGGCAGAUUUUUAAUACUUGGAGUUUGUCUGGAUACCCAAGUAAACACAAAUAGAACUCCUCUGUGUGUGAAUUUUCAUCUCAUGUUUAUCAGAAAGAGACUCAGAAGAAAUGCCAAAGACUUUGAUUUACUCUUGAUGUUGGCUCUACAAAGAUACUUCACUAAUCCAUGAAAAAAUGAAUGUGGUGGCAGAAGACAGAAGCCUUUCCAAGAAUCUCUGUGUAGUAAUUGGAUCCUUAGAAAAAUGACAUUCUAUUUCCAUUGGAGAUUUUUCUGAUUUGUGAAAAGGAUCCAGGGCAGUAGCCUAGCCUUGUUCUCAUAUUCUUGGAUUGCUUUACUUCAUUAUUGUCAUAUUCACAUCUUUUGAUAUCCUUCUGAUAAAAAGUAGUUUGAUUAAUAGACUGGCCACAAAUAGGACAACACUCAACUUUAAAUGUGGUGAUGUCAGAGGGUAGAGAACACUGAAAACUACUGGCACAGAGGUGAAGAUGGCAUGAAGUGGAAUGCACUUUAUUUGGGAAUUUCCCUUGGUUUCAUCAUACUCAGGAUGCAGGGUGCUUUAUAAAACCAAUUGGUCAGGCAGGCCAGUGGCAAAGUGGUUAAGAUAACUGGAUCACACAUACUUAUCAUGGUUUGAAUCCAGCCACGGUGGUUUAAAAAACAUGCUAGGCACAUGUUUGUGUGUG
Tupaia belangeri chinensis (Chinese tree shrew) is the source of this 1332-nucleotide messenger RNA. RefSeq names its product TNF superfamily member 18 (gene TNFSF18). Lineage: Eukaryota; Metazoa; Chordata; Mammalia; Scandentia; Tupaiidae. Gene Ontology annotation, molecular function: tumor necrosis factor receptor superfamily binding. Gene Ontology annotation, biological process: tumor necrosis factor-mediated signaling pathway; T cell proliferation involved in immune response; regulation of T cell proliferation. The record is from RefSeq and is a predicted model, not a curated record. Gene Ontology annotation, cellular component: cell surface.